Messenger RNA from Oncorhynchus mykiss (rainbow trout), 1653 nucleotides. Lineage: Eukaryota; Metazoa; Chordata; Actinopteri; Salmoniformes; Salmonidae. The record is from RefSeq and is a predicted model, not a curated record.
AUGUCCCACCCUCCGCGGGCUCUACGUGUCCCAAACCUCCCUGGACUCUACCAUGUCCCACCCUCCGCGGGCUCUACAAUGUCCCACCCUCCGUGGGCUCUACAAUGUCCCACCCUCCGCGGGCUCUACGUGUCCCACCCUCCGCGGGCUCUACAAUGUCCCACCCUCCGUGGGCUCUACAAUGUCCCACCCUCCGCGGGCUCUACGUGUCCCACCCUCCGCGGGCUCUACCAUGUCCCACCUUCCGCGGGCUCUACGUGUCCCACCCUCCGCGGGCUCUACGUGUCCCACCCUCCGCGGGCUCUACCAUGUCCCACCUUCCGCGGGCUCUACAAUGUCCCACCCUCCGCGGGCUCUACGUGUCCCACCCUCCGCGGGCUCUACCAUGUCCCACCUUCCGCGGGCUCUACAAUGUCCCACCCUCCGCGGGCUCUACGUGUCCCACCCUCCGCGGGCUCUACCAUGUCCCACCUUCCGCGGGCUCUACAAUGUCCCACCCUCCGCGGGCUCUACAAUGUCCCACCUUCCGCGGGCUCUACAAUGUCCCACCCUCCGCGGGCUCUACAAUGUCCCACCUUCCGCGGGCUCUACGUGUCCCACCCUCCGCGGGCUCUACAAUGUCCCACCCUCCGCGGGCUCUACCAUGUCCCACCCUCCGCGGGCUCUACAAUGUCCCACCCUCCGCGGGCUCUACCAUGUCCCACAAUCCGCGGGCUCUACCAUGUCCCACCCUCCGCGGGCUCUACAAUGUCCCACCCUCCGCGGGCUCUACAAUGUCCCACAAUCCGCGGGCUCUACCAUGUCCCACCCUCCGCGGGCUCUACCAUGUCCCACCCGCCGCGGGCUCUACCAUGUCCCACCCUCCGCGGGCUCUACAAUGUCCCACCCUCCGCGGGCUCUACCAUGUCCCACCCUCCGCGGGCUCUACCAUGUCCCACCCUCCGCGGUCUCUACCAUGUCCCACCCUCCGCGGGCUCUACAAUGUCCCACCCUCCGCGGGCUCUACCAUGUCCCACAAUCCGCGGGCUCUACCAUGUCCCACCCUCCGCGGGCUCUACAAUGUCCCACCCUCCGCGGGCUCUACAAUGUCCCACAAUCCGCGGGCUCUACCAUGUCCCACCCUCCGCGGGCUCUACAAUGUCCCACCCUCCGCGGGCUCUACAAUGUCCCACAAUCCGCGGGCUCUACCAUGUCCCACCCUCCGCGGGCUCUACAAUGUCCCACCCUCCGCGGGCUCUACAAUGUCCCACCCUCCGCGGGCUCUACAAUGUCCCACCCUCCGCGGGCUCUACCAUGUCCCACCCUCCGCGGGCUCUACCAUGUCCCACCCUCCGCGGGCUCUACCAUGUCCCACCCUCCGCGGGCUCUACCAUGUCCCACCCUCCGCGGGCUCUACAAUGUCCCACCCUCCGCGGGCUCUACCAUGUUCCACCCUCCGCGGGCUCUACCAUGUCCCACCCUCCGCGGUCUCUACCAUGUCCCACCCUCCGCGGACUCUACAAUGUCCCACAAUCUGCGGGCUCUACCAUGUCCCACCUUCCGCGGGCUCUACCAUGUCCCACCCUCCGCGGGCUCUACCAUGUCCCACCCUCCGCGGGCUCUACCAUGUCCCACCCUCUGUGGGCCCUGCUUGUCAAGCAGAAGGACGCAUAA